AUGUACGCGGACUUCAUAGCUGGCUGGGCAGCUGGUGGCGCUGGCCUACUUGUCGGAUACCCGCUGGAUACAGUGAAGACGAGGCUGCAGACGAUAGUUGCUUAUAAGGGAAUAGUGGACUGCUUUGUGCAAACGGUUAGACAAGAGUCGAUCUACGGCUUGUACAAAGGUGUAUCGGCGCCACUGCUGUCAGCAGGUGUUGUUCAUUCUCUGCUUUUCACUGGAUAUGGCGUUGCUCUACGGUUGUUGCACCCAGGAGAAUCGCAUUUAGAGGCGAGGAAGGAUUUGCCCAUUUCUGAGAUAUUGUUUGCUUCAACGUGUGGAACAAUAGCCCAGGUAAUUCCGAUUAUACCCAUCGAGCUUCUCAAAACACGUCUUCAGGUGCAACGAGAGGGCGUGUCGCGUUUCACAAGGCAUGCGUCUGUGCUUUAUUCAGGGCCGAUAGAAUGUGCGCGACAAAUCGUCAAGAAAGAAGGAAUUCGAGGCCUUUUUAAGGGCGGAAAACUGAUAUUCUUCCGCGAUGUUAUUGGCUAUAUUUUCUACAUUCCAGUAUACGAGUUGACAUUACGAUUUAUGCGAACUAAACAGAUCAGUGAAACAACUUCACAGUUAUUCUCUGGAGGAUGCGCUGGUGUUUGCGGAUGGCUUUCCGUUUGCCCUCUUGAGGUCAUCAAAACUCGAAUACAGGCCGAAAACACGGCGAGAAAAAUGUUGGUUGCUAAAGAGAUGGCAAGAGAAAUGUGGAACGAAGCGGGUGCUCGCUCAUUCUACCGAGGGGGUUUGGCCUUGUCCAUGAGAGGGUUCGUCGUCAAUGCCGUCGUGUUUCUCGUUUAUGAAAAUGUAUACAAGACCGUGGACAACACCAGUACCAAAUUGUUCUUCGCAUAG
Angiostrongylus costaricensis is the source of this 888-nucleotide messenger RNA. Lineage: Eukaryota; Metazoa; Nematoda; Chromadorea; Rhabditida; Metastrongylidae. The record is from the annotation of a GenBank genome assembly.